Messenger RNA from Salvia splendens (bonfire salvia), 2415 nucleotides. RefSeq names its product somatic embryogenesis receptor kinase 2. The coding region runs from base 359 to 2314 and encodes 651 amino acids. The transcript has 10 exons. Gene Ontology annotation, molecular function: protein binding; ATP binding; protein kinase activity. Gene Ontology annotation, biological process: protein phosphorylation. NCBI's taxonomy places the organism in Eukaryota, Viridiplantae, Streptophyta, Magnoliopsida, Lamiales, Lamiaceae. The record is from RefSeq and is a predicted model, not a curated record.
AAACCAAACUGCACAUAAGCUUCCUGAAUUCUAGCUAACCUCUAAUCAAUUUUCCCUUUUUCCCACUGUUUUUCUUUUUCUCGUGUCUUUUUAUCCAUAUCUUUCCUGCUUCCUCCUUUUACUUUUUCAUACGAUUGGAGUAUGCAAUUGAAAAUGAUUUGCUUGUAAUAAAGGAAGUUAAAAUUGAUGAAGGCAAUGAUAUCAUAUGACACUAAUAUAACUCCAAUAUGGAGAAGCUCUAUCAAAAGUGUUGAAAAAGUAUAAGACUAAAAAAAAUCAAAGCUUUGGACUGAUUGAGGGAUAAUGGCUUCUGUGUUUCAGCUAUAGAUACAGUUUCUUGUAUGUAUAUGUGGUGGUGAUGAUGAAGAAGUUGAUGGAGAGAUGGAGUGUGGUUUGGUUGUUCUUGUUGGUGGUGCAUGUUUCUGCUAAUAUGGAAAGUCUGUUUUCUUUCUUCUUUAUUUGGUGUUUUCUUUUGGGUUGUCUGUUAUAUCUUGUUUCUACUUCAUGUUUUGUCUGCAUAGGUGACGCCUUGCAAAGCCUUAAGACAAACUUACAAGAUCCGAACAACGAGCUCAGAACCUGGGACUCGACCCAUGUCAACCCGUGCACUUGGUUCCACGUCACCUGCAACGAUGACUUCAUCGUGAACAGACUUGAUCUAGGGAACUCUGCUUUGUCUGGUGAAUUAGUCCCAGGGCUCGGCGUAUUGAAGAAUUUGAAGUACCUAGCGUUGUACAACAACAACAUCAGCGGGGCAGUUCCAGAUGAACUCGGAGACCUAACUAAUUUGGAGAGUCUGGACCUGUACAUGAACAGUUUUACCGGUCCCAUUCCUGAAACGUUGGGGCAGCUUUCCAAGCUGCGUUUCCUCCGGCUAAACAAAAACAACUUCACGGGCCCCAUCCCUAUGUCAUUGACCAACCUCUCGUCUCUGCAAGUGUUGGAUUUAUCAAACAACCAGCUUUCGGGUGUGGUUCCGGAUAAUGGCUCGUUUUCAUUGUUCACGCCAAUUAGUUUCGAAAAUAACUUGAACCUGUGUGGCCCUGUCAUUGGACAGCCAUGCCCGGGAUCGCCUCCGUUUUCUCCGCCCCCUCCGAUUAUUCCGCCAUCCCGAGGAGGAAAUAGUAUGACGGGAGCCAUUGCUGGCGGAGUUGCGGCUGCCGCUGCUCUGCUAUUAGCUGCACCGGCAAUCGCCAUUGCAUGGCGGUGUCGGAGCAGAAAACCAGAAGAAUAUUACUUCGAUGUACUAGCGGAUGAGGAUCCCGAAGUACAUCUCGGACAGCUCAAGAGAUUCUCUCUUCGAGAGCUGCAAGCCGCAACUGACAAUUUCAGCAAGGAAAAUCUUUUGGGGACAGGCGGCUUCGCAAAGGUGUAUAAAGGAAGUCUUCUCGAUGGCUCGCUCGUUGCUGUUAAAAGACUCAAUGAUGCGAGGACUUCCGGCGGAGAGCUCCAGUUUCAGUCGGAGGUCAAGAUGAUAAGUUUGGCAGUGCACCGGAAUCUUCUUAGGCUUUAUGGCUUGUGUAUGAGUCCGACAGAACGAUUGCUCGUUUAUCCGUAUAUGGAAAAUGGGAGCGUUGCAUCAUGUUUACGAACAGAACGUCAAGAUAAUGAGCCACCGAGGCCGCAUCUCGAUUGGCAGACUAGGAAGCACAUUGCUCUCGGUUCCGCCCGAGGCCUGUCGUAUUUGCAUGAAAACUGCGAGCAAAAGAUCAUUCAUCGCGACGUCAAGGCUGCGAACAUCUUGCUAGACAAGGAUUUCGAGGCUGUUGUCGGAGAUUUUGGUAUGGCUAGACUUAUGAAUUAUAAGGAUACCCACGUGAUAACUUCUGUUUGUGGUACCUUGGGACACAUCGCUCCAGAGUACAUAUCCACCGGGAAAUCAUCUGAGAAAACUGAUGUUUACGGAUACGGGAUUAUGCUUCUUGAGCUGAUAACCGGACAGAAAGCUUUCGAUCUGGCUCGCUUUGCCAAGGACGAUGAUGUUUUGUUGCUAGAUUGGGUCAAGGGACUUCUAAAAGAGAAGAAGUUCAAAAUGAUGGUCGAUCCCAAUAUGCAGAGCAAUUACAUUGAAUCAGAAGUCGAGCUGCUGAUCAAGGUCUCUGUCCUUUGCACGCAAAGCUCAUCGGUGGACCGGCCUAAGAUGUCAGAAGUGGUGAGAAUACUAGAAGGCGACGGGCUGGGCGAUAAAUGGGACGAAUGGCUGAAGGCCGAGGCUCACAGGCAAGAGGUCGAACAUGCUUCUCGCCUGACUUACGAUUGGGCCAUCGACUCAACAACAAAUUUAGACGCGGUCGAGCUGUCCGGUCCAAGGUGAUCUACUUGUGUUAUCAAAUAAUUGUACCGAAAUUUAUACUAGAAAUAGAGGAAGUGAUCUUUCGUACAAGUGUUACAAAUAAUAUUCAGAAUCUUUUACUA